Molecule: messenger RNA, 2387 nt
Organism: Cygnus atratus (black swan)
Lineage: Eukaryota; Metazoa; Chordata; Aves; Anseriformes; Anatidae
Gene: ZBTB48
Product: zinc finger and BTB domain containing 48
Biological process (GO): regulation of transcription by RNA polymerase II
Cellular component (GO): nucleus
Molecular function (GO): protein binding; DNA-binding transcription factor activity, RNA polymerase II-specific; RNA polymerase II cis-regulatory region sequence-specific DNA binding
Source: RefSeq, a predicted model, not a curated record
AUGGCGGGCGCGGCGGCGGCGCACAGCGUGCGGGUGCUGCGCGAGCUGAACCGGCAGCGCGCCGCGGGGCAGUUCUGCGACGCCACGCUGGGCGUGGGCGGCCGCCAGUUCCGCGCGCACUGGCCGGUGCUCGCCAGCUGCUCGCGCUUCUUCCGCGGCGUGGGCGGCGGCGGCGGCGCGGGGCCGGUGCCGCUGCCCGAGGGCCUGGCCGACACCUUCCAGCUGCUGCUCGACUUCUUCUACACCGGCCGCCUGGCGCUCACGGCGCACAACCGCGCGCGCCUGCUGGCGGCCGCCGAGCAGCUGGGCGUGCCCGACGCCGUGGCGCUGUGCCGGGCCUUCCGCCCCGCCGCCGACCGGCACCGGCCCCGCCGCGCCCCCGGCGCCGCCCCCGCGACGAGCGGACGGCGCGCCGCGGCGCCCCCCGAGCCCGGCGGCGAGGCGGUGCGUGAGGGGACCGCGGGGAGCGGGGCGGCCGCGGGAGGCGCCCUGACCGCCGGCGUUCCCCCGCAGGCCUCCCCCGCGGCGGCGGCGGCGGCGGCGGGCGGCGGGCAGGGGCGCGGCGGCGGCGAGGCGCUCCCCGGGAGGAAGGCCCCGCGCGGCAAGAAGAAGCCCCCCGCGGGGGCGGCGGCGGCGGCGGCGGUGCCCGAGGCGGGGCUGGCGGGGAGCAGGAAGGGCACCGCGGCGCCGGCCGAGUGCCCCACGUGCCACAAAACGUUCCUCAGCAAAUACUACCUGAAGGUGCACAACAGGAAACACACUGGAGAGAAGCCCUUUGAGUGUUCCAAGUGUGGUAAAUGUUAUUUCAGAAAAGAAAAUCUCCUAGAACACGAAGCCAGAAACUGCAUGAACCGAUCUGAGCAGGUUUUCACGUGCUCGGUCUGCCAAGAGGUAUUCAAGAGGCGGAUGGAGCUGCGGCUGCACAUGGUGUCGCACACCGGGGAGAUGCCCUAUAAGUGCUCCUCCUGUGCGCAGCAGUUCAUGCAGAAGAAGGACCUGCAGAGCCACAUGAUAAAGUUGCAUGGCGCCCCAAAGCCCCACGCGUGUUCGACUUGCUCCAAGUGCUUUCUGUCUCGGACAGAGCUACGUUUGCACGAGGCGUUCAAGCACCGGGGAGAGAAGCUGUUUGUCUGUGAGGAGUGCGGACACAGAGCCUCAAGUCGCAACGGCUUGCAGAUGCACAUCAAGGCCAAGCACAGGAACGAGCGCCCCUAUGUUUGUGAGUUCUGCCAUCACGCCUUCACACAGAAAGCCAACCUCAACAUGCACCUGCGCACGCACACCGGUGAGAAGCCCUUCCAGUGCCACCUCUGCGGCAAGACCUUCAGGACACAAGCAAGCCUGGACAAGCACAACCGGACCCACACAGGGGAGCGCCCCUUUAGCUGUGAGUUCUGCGACCAGAGGUUCACGGAGAAGGGGCCCCUCCUGAGGCACAUCGCCAGCCGGCACCAGGAGGGGAGGCCCCACUUCUGCCAGAUCUGUGGGAAAACGUUCAAAGCGAUUGAGCAGCUGCGUGUCCACGUCCGCAGGCACAAGGGAGUGAGGAAGUUCGAGUGCACCGAGUGCGGCUACAAGUUCACGCGGCAGGCUCACUUGAGGCGCCACAUGGAGAUUCACGACCGCGUGGAGAACUACAACCCCCGGCAGCGGAAGCUGCGAAACCUGAUCAUCGAGGACGAGAAGGCGGUGGUGGUGGCCCUGCAGCCGCCCCAGGAGCUGGAGGUGGGCUCAGCCGAGGUCAUUGUGGAGUCCCUGUCCCACGGCUCCCUGCCUGAGGAGAUCCCUGUGCAGAGACUCUGUUCAAACGAGAACUUCUCUACGGCGGAUGUGAUAGAGCAGUCACUAAUAAUAACAACAGCAAUUCCUGAUGACUGUGAAACAUAGCGCGACUGCACGCAUCCUUCCUACCAAACACAAUAAAGUGUUAGGCUGGAGUGACUCUGCUACACUUGUUCUUUUCAGCCUCCAGGGGCUUCAAGUCCUACAUCCAGCCCCUCUCCCUCCUCCUGUUUAAAGAUCCUACCCCCAGGUCACAGGGAAAGUUUCUAAUGAAGUGAUAAUUGGGUAUCAAAUUAAGAAGUAUGAAGCUACUCGGAAUGACUACUUAAAUGUACAUACAUUGUAUGAGAUGGGAUGUGAUUGACAACUCCAUACGUGUAAUACUGUGAAUUGCUUUUUAAUGAGCUCUCAUUCGUGACCAGAAGGGAUAGCUGGCUCACCUCCCAUUUCUACAGUGCUAGCUCUUACCUUGCUCCAUUAGUUCUACGUUUGAGUCUGAAUGCUCAUGAUUAAAGUUUACCUUCCGGAAGAGUGUGUGACUGCCCCUUUCCUUAAAUGUGUGCUGAAAGGACUGUGUCCUCAAUUAAAUUUGUGCCUUAUUUCUA